AUGGUGCAUCAAGGCGAGGAAGCUCCUUGUACCUACAAUGUUAGUGCUCUGCUCGAGGCCUCUUUUCGUGGUGAUGUGGAUGGCAUGAAGGCUAUACUAGCUGCUAACCCCACUAUGACGGUCAACGAUCAGGACUACGACAACCGCUCGCCUCUGCACUUGGCAGCUGCGGGGGGUCGAAUUGAGGCGGUGAAAUUUCUCAUUGAAAGCGGUGCCGUCCUGAAGACUGAUCGCUUUGGUAUGCUACCGCUCCACGAUGCUGUCAUGAACGAUCAUCCGGAUAUUUGCGAUAUGCUGGCUGGUCUGGAUCUGUUCGAUGCUGAUGGCAUGUGUUAUCUAUCCCCCUCCCAGCUGGAGCUCCUGAAGGAUCAACUGGGCUCUUACAGCGCUGAGAUCAGCUUGACGGUUGAGGAGUUGGAGGCAAAAAUGAAGGAGAUUUUUGGUAUUAUUCUCAAGGAAGGUGUUUUCGCGGCGAGAAGAUUGUGGAUAGAGAUUCAGUACUAUUUUAUUGACCUCGGUUUGCAUCCUAAGUAUUUCAAGGACUUCACCAGCGCCCAAAUCGCCAGGCAUAUACAUAGUCUGCUGGCGGCCCGGAAGAUUGCCCAAACUACCAAGUCCGACUUCAUCCACUUCGAGAUCGAGGAACCCGAGUCGGCGUUUUUCCUGGCUACGUUGGAUCCGAGCAGGGUAUGGGAGACUGAGCGCAAGGUUGUGAACUACAUCUCCCAUUUCCGCAGUGAUGAUGCCGUCUCUAUGGUUUUCAUGCGCUCCGGUAAGUCGCCGAAUCAAGAUGAUGGAGGUAUGCCUCUGGGAAUCUUCAUUGUGAACAAGACACAUUUCCAGCCUGGAGUCAUCGAGUCGAAGGGCGUAGCUGAUGAGGAAAAUAUAAAGGUGGUGGCGAGCGAGAGGUUCCUCCAAUCUAAGACUGAGGAGAAUCAGCAGUUCUACCAGUCGCUGGUGCAUGAGACCAUGGCCACUCGGAAUGCGGUCGUGAGAAUUAUCGAACCGCCCUCGCACAUGGUCACCAAGGCUGGAGCCAAGAUAGUUCAGUUCGCCGCCUACGAUGCUGAGCGCAGAGGCAGGGUUUACCUACUAGAAGUGAAUGAGUGCCUGAGAUCUCACGAUGUUAUGCCCAAGAGAAUGUACGUCGAGAGCUUCGCUAACGGCAUCGUCACCUACCACAUGUACUUCGACCCGGUCUCUACCGUGGACGACCUCGAGAAGUUGGCGCAGACGCUGCGUUAUGCUAGCCACUUUAAGCACAGUCCGAAAAAGUCGGCGCUGGUUUGGGAUUUGGUGUUGAAAAAUGAGAUUACGCCGGAGCAUGCCAUCUAUCUCAUCUCGGCCGCCAAGUUCGUCUUUUCGUUUUUCCCCAAGGAGACUCACGAGUACCUGGACUUGGUCGAAUUCUUCAAGUCCAAUCAAGCUAUGAAGAGCAAGCUGGACGAGAUGUUUUUGCAGACUAUGUCCAACUCCAUCACUUAUGAGCGCAUCUACGACGCGCUAUCAACUCAUUAUGCUCUUACUUUACCGAUGUUUGAAGAUUUCAGCAAGAUCGCCACGGGUGAAUGCAAACCCUUCCACAACGAUGAGUUGGAGAGAAGAAUCGACGAGGAAGUCUGGUCAAGGUUUGACGGGAAGAUCCUGAAGACUCUUCUUAAGCUCAACGCCCAUCUGCAAAUGACCAACUUCUUCAAGGCUGGCACUGCUGCUGCCAUCGCCAUGAGGUUUGACGGCCGAGUCGUGUCUGACCGUCCCAAGAGUCUAUUCCCGGUUAUUCCGCAUGCAGUGUAUUUGAUUGUUGGCCGCAAUUUUUACGGUUUUCAUAUAAGAUUUCGCGACAUCGCCCGUGGUGGAAUCAGAAUGAUAUUGUCGAGGAACCGGCAAGUCUACAGUAAGAACUGUGCCACUUUGCUCGAGGAAAACUACAAUCUGGCUUUGACGCAGCAGCUGAAGAACAAGGAUAUUCCCGAGGGCGGGUCUAAGGGGACCAUACUGCUAGACUUGGACGACCAACAUCUGCAGACGAGCGGGAGAGAUGCCUUCAAUAAGUACAUCGAUGCUCUGUUGGACUGCAUGAUGUGUGAGGAGACUGGUCUGGCAUCGCACUUGUCGAGGGAAGAAAUACUCUUCUUCGGCCCUGACGAGAACACCGCCGGGUUUAUGGACUUGGGGGCUUAUAGGGCCAAGGCGCGCGGAUACCCCUACUGGAAGGCGCUAACCACGGGCAAGUCGACCAAGCUUGGCGGGGUACCUCAUGAUAAGUACGGUAUGACCACCAACUCGAUACAUGAAUAUGUGCUGCAGCUGCUGGACGCCCUUGACAUUCAGGAAUCGUCGGUGACUAAGGUCAUGACUGGUGGCCCCGACGGAGACCUCGGCUCCAACGAGAUACUCAUCUCCAAGGACAACACUAUCGCCAUCUGUGAUGGCUCCGGUGUUCUCUACGACCCGGAAGGGCUCAACAGGGAUGAGCUUACUAGAUUGGCUCGAGAGAGGAUUCCGGUCUCGAAUUUCGACCGCAGCAAAUUGUCUGCCAACCCGAAGUCUUUCUUGGUUACGGUUGAUGAUGCUGAUGUUACUCUGCCGAACGGUCAGCACUUCAAGACUGGCGUUGAGGUUCGCAAUACCUUCACUUCACUCGAGUACUGCUCGGCUGAUCUAUUCGUCCCUUGUGGAGGCCGCCCAGCUACCGUCAACAUGGGCAAUGUGCAAGACAUGUUCCAUCCUUCGACCAAGCAGCCGAAGUUCAAGUUCAUCGUUGAAGGCGCCAAUCUCUUCUUCACCGACGAUGCCCGCCGAGUUAUGGAAGAUGCUGGUGUGCAUCUCUUCAAGGAUUCAUCGACGAAUAAGGGGGGUGUCACCUCGUCAAGUUUGGAGGUGUUUGCUGCUCUCUGCAUGGCACCCAAUGAUCACGAGAAGAACCUCACUGUGAAGGAUCCGAACAGCGACCCUCCGGAGUUCUAUGAACAAUAUGCGCAGGAGAUUAUCUCGGUCAUCCGCCACAACGCGAAGAUGGAGUUCAACGCUAUUUGGACUGCCAACCAUGAAGUGAUGGCUGCCGACGGCUCUGGUUUCAUCAACAAAAUUGAUGCUAGUGCCAUGCUAUCGAGGAAGAUAAACCACUUGAAAGCCUACAUCAUGGAGGUCCUCGAGACGGAGGAGCCGGACGAUCAGUGGAUCGUUCGUGCGGUGCUAAGGCGCUGUGUACCGAGACUGCUGUUGGUGCAUUGUGGACUGGACGGUAUCUUGGAGCGCACUCCCGAGGCCUACAUCCUGGCUAUGGUCGCCACUUGGAUUGCCAACACCUUCGUCUACAAGUUUGGGCUCAACUCCAGUGAGUUUGCCUUCUAUCAGUUUAUGCGAUCGUUGGAGGAAAGCAGUGGAGGGGAGGUCACGCCUGCGAGCAUGGAGAGGCCGCGUCAUCUUGGCUCCUUCAGUCUCUGAUUAUCAUUUGAGUAAUUUCCUAUUCGUAGCGG
This is a messenger RNA of Perkinsus marinus ATCC 50983, 3479 nucleotides long. Its product is annotated as NAD-specific glutamate dehydrogenase, putative. The transcript has a single exon. NCBI's taxonomy places the organism in Eukaryota, Perkinsozoa, Perkinsida, Perkinsidae. Gene Ontology annotation, biological process: L-glutamate catabolic process. Gene Ontology annotation, cellular component: mitochondrion. Gene Ontology annotation, molecular function: L-glutamate dehydrogenase (NAD+) activity; protein binding. Bases 1 to 3447 code for a protein of 1148 amino acids. The record is from RefSeq and is a predicted model, not a curated record.